This is a messenger RNA of Octopus bimaculoides (California two-spot octopus), 4730 nucleotides long. Its product is annotated as epsin-2. The record is from RefSeq and is a predicted model, not a curated record. Gene Ontology annotation, biological process: endocytosis. Gene Ontology annotation, molecular function: clathrin binding; phospholipid binding. Gene Ontology annotation, cellular component: endosome; clathrin vesicle coat; plasma membrane. NCBI's taxonomy places the organism in Eukaryota, Metazoa, Mollusca, Cephalopoda, Octopoda, Octopodidae.
GGUUGGCAAAACAGGAAGCUGUCGUCGCCAUUUUUAGACAAGGCAGUCGUAGAUUGGAAUUUCCUGCUGAGGAAAAAAGAAACAAGCAAAACUUUACUUGAAUUUUUGUAGCCGGCUUUGAGAAAGAAAACUGCCAAAUGAUAGGAUGGAUGAAUCAGAAAGGCAGUUUUUCAGACUUGUCCAGCAUCCCGUCAGCUUUGAAAAACAGAUGUUAAACUAUUCGUGAUGGUAACGAUAAUAAAUAGUAGAGGAGUAAAUGGAUUUGUAGAUGUUUGCUUUUCUGUUAAAAAAUAAACAAAAUUUUCACAAAACAGAACAUUCUACCAUGGUAAGAAUGCAUAAAGAUUCUGUAGAAAGGAACCAAAACAUGUAUAGCAUUUUCUGGUGUAAAAGAAAUGAUGGAAUAUUGAGAUAUUCAUAGUAGCUUUUUAAUAGCAGUGUUGUGGCUCUGGUCUUGAGAAAAGAAAAAUGCCAACCAUUCGACGAACAAUUAAAAAUGUUGUUUGGAAUUACUCAGAUGCCCAGAUCAAAGUUCGGGAAGCGACAUCAAAUGACCCAUGGGGACCUUCAAGUACACUGAUGUCUGAGAUAGCCGAUCUAACUUACAAUGUUGUUGCCUUCACAGAAAUUAUGCAAAUGAUCUGGAAGCGGUUAAACGAUCAUGGGAAGAACUGGAGACAUGUUUAUAAAUCUUUAGUGCUAUUGGAUUAUAUUAUUAAAACUGGGAGUGAAAAGGUAGCUCAGCAGUGUAAAGAAAAUGUUUAUGCAAUUCAGACUUUAAAAGACUUUCAAUAUACUGAGGACAACAAAGACCAAGGUAUGAAUGUACGAGAGAAAGCCAAACAAUUAGUAUCACUUUUGAAAGACGAUGAACGACUACGAAAUGAACGUGCAAAAGCAUUGAAAGCUAAAGAAAGAUUUGCACAAAAUGCCAUGGGUAUUGGAAGUAAUAAUAAGAUUCAAUAUGAAACUGGCAGUCCUAAUCUCCCUCAUGAAGGUUUUUCCGAUACACAUGUUGGUGCCACUGGUUACAAUGACAAUUCUCCUACUCAGCGUCGGAGAUUGUCUUCAGAUCUGGAAUCUGCCCGUCCGUCGUCUCUGGGAGAGGAGGAGCUGCAACUUCAGUUAGCAUUAGCUAUGAGUAAAGAAGAACACGAAGAAGAACUUAAAAAACAGAAAAACGAUGACAUCAAACUGGCUAUGGCAAUAGAACAAAGUAAACAAGAUAACAGUGACGAGCCUGGAACUCAAAGUGGGAAUAGAUUGGCUGACAGUUUUGAAACGGGAACAAUGAAUGCUAACCACGGGACCACAACAGACCCUUGGGGAGUUCCCUUGCCACAAACAGCUUCUAUGUCAGAUCCUUGGGGUGGUGCUGGUGCUGGUAGUAGUAUGUCUUCACCCCGGGCAGGUAGAAGAGAGACAACGACCACGACGACAGCCUCUGCAUGGGAAUCUCCUGUGGCCCUGAAUCCCUCAUCUAACUUGCAAGCACGUGCUCAGACACCAAUAACCACCGAUCCUUGGGGCGUACCAAUUAGUAGUCCUGAAAGGUCAACACCACAAUCCAUUUCUACUCCAAGUGAAAAUUUGUCAGGUUCUCAUCAGUCAGAUCCUUGGACUGUUAUCAACACAGGUUCGCAGCCACAACCAGCAACAACACCACAGAGUCCAUGGGAACCUAGCACAGUACCAGCUACUGGUCAGACUCCGGUUCACACAAUGCCAAAUACUUUAAUUGUAACUUCAACAGGUACUUCAGUGACCACAACUAAUGGGAUGGGCACCAGUAGUAUAGAUGACGCCUUCGAUAUGUUGGUUAAUCGGAAAGCAAGUACUUCUCCUGCCCUGAGCAUAGAGGAGACAUCUACUGCCUUAGAUGGAUUUGGUCCUCAGGUGGCAGGAGGAGGGAAACUUAAUAUGGGUAGCGGAACACCAACUUCAGAUCCCUGGCUUAUGUCUGGUGUUGGUAAAGAUUUACCUGAUCAGGAGCAAAAUAAGAAGAAAACACCUAAAGAUUUCCUAGGCGAGAAUGCAGCACUAGUUAAUUUGGACAACCUGGUAUCUAAGACCUCACCUUCGUUACCUAAAGAAAUGAAUGCUGCCCGUGACCCUAAUCAGCUAAAAAAUGACAACAAAUACAGUCAACUGUCCAGGACAUCACCAUCUAUAUUUGAAGGCACCAACCCAUUUACCGGAAGUGGAACGAACCCCUUUGAACAAUCUACAGCCCGAGUGCCCCUGCGUCAAAUGCAGCAGUCUCAACAACAGAGUUUCACCUCGGUGAACAACGCUGAUGUGCUCCCAAGACCCCUCAUUCCAUUUAAUACACCUCUACAGCCUGGUAUACAGCAACCAAAUCAACCCAGCAAUCCGUUUCUUUAACAGCAGUUUGUUUGACUGUCAUGAACGAUGACGAUUUGAGGAAUCCGUUCGAGGGUUUCUUUUGGUUUUUUGGUUGUUUUUUUUUUUAAACCAAACUCCUCCUGUUUCUUUUCCUUUCUAUCUUCUCCUCCCUUUUUUUCUUAUAACGACAAAUGGAACAAGGAGACAAAAUGGACGAGGAAAGAAAAAAAGAAAGAAAGAAAGAAAAAAGGAAAGAAAAAAAAAAGCAAAUAUAUUUAAAAAUAAAAAACAAAUAACCAACUGGAAAAAAAAAAUGGUGAGGAAAGAUAAAAAAGAAAACAGAAGACGAAAAGACAAAGCAACUCUGAAGACUGCUACUUGUAAAAAACUAACCAAUGACGAAAAUAAGAUAUUUAUAUCAUCACAGUCUGUUUUAGUGAUAGUGGUGAUGAUAGUGGUGGUGGUGGUGGUGAUGAUGAUGAUGACGAUGAUGGCGGUGAUGACGAUGGUGACCAGAGAUGGUGGUGGUGCUACAUAAACAAGAAAUAAGGAAUAUAACAAACUUUUACCUUUGUUUGUUCUGAUGAUUACCAUUAUUAUUAUUAUUAUUAUGAUUAUUAUUAUAAUUAAUAUUAUUAUUACAAUUAAUGUCAUUAUUAUAUUCAUUUAUUAUUGUUAUUAUUUUUAAUAAGAAAUUUUGAACAAAUUAGGUGGGGUGGGGGUGGGAUAUUGAUAGUCUUUUACUACUCAUCCCACCUAAAGAAUCAGAAUUGCACAAUAUGAGAGCGAGCGAGCGAGAGAAAGAGAGAGAGAGAGCGGGGUGAAUCUUAGGUGAAAUUUUAAUAAGCACCAACAAAACUCCAAACGCAGCACAUAUAACUUUGUGUGUUUGUGUGUGUGUAUGAAUGCGAAUAUACACGCAUGUAUAUGCGUUUGUGAAUAAACACACAUGUUCUGAUGUGUCUAUAUGUUUGUGAAUGCAUGGAUGUGAAUUUACAGUCAAACUUUUGCAUGUGUGCAUAUGCGGAUGUGAAUAGACUGUCAUCCUCUUGAGUGACUGUUAGUGUAUGCAUGCGCGUGUGUGUCUGUGUGUGUGUGUAUGAGACAGACAGAAAGAAAGAAAGAGAAUGUGAACGCCAGUAUACAUGCAUAAUCUUGUGUAUGUGUGAAUAUACAUACAUACUCUUGCGUUUUUGUGUGAGUCAGUGCUAUUAUACACACACACACACAUACAUACAAACAUUCUUCCUUAUAUAACUAGUGGCUAUUGAAAAGGAAAAAUAAAUAUGCAAAGUUAAUCCUAUUGGCGGGAAGAAACUAUUUCGUUACUUGAAGCCAUCAAUGGAAUUCUUGGAUUCUUUCGUCUUCAACCAACCCAAAUUCUUACAUUUAUUUAACCUUUUGAAUUAUUUCUUUUUCUGUUUUUGCCAUUACUUUUUCUUUAUUUCUUUUUUUUUUAAUGUUUAUUUUGGGUUUUUUUUUUUUUUUAAACCGUAACAGUAGCAAGAAUAAAACUUAAAUAUUGAUAUAUAAAAAUCAAAAUAUGGCUCGGAUUGCAUUUAUGUUUUCAUACACAUUCACAUAUAUAUAUAUAUAUAUAUAUAUAUAUAUAUAUAUAUAUAUAUAUAUAUAUGUAUGUAUAUACACACACACACACACACAUUCAUAUGUAUGUGUCAUAUAUGAUAUACACCCAUCCACACUUACAAUUUUUUAAACUGAAGUGACAAUGGAAGAAUGUCUGCUGUACUUCUGAAGGAAUCAGUACUUACUACAAUUCUAUUUCCUUAUUUCAUAAAUCUUUUAUUAUAGAUUUUACUUUGUGUGUGUGUGUGUGUUUAUAUAUAUAUGAAUAUGUAUUUGUGUAUAUAUAUAUGAAUAUGUAUGUGUGUGUGUGUGUGUGUAAUAUAUGUACAUAUAUGUAUGUCUGUUUAAAUAUACAUAUGAAUGUGUGUGUUUACAUAUACAUGUGUGUGUGGAUAUAUGUGUUUGUGUAUAUAUAUGUGUGUAUAUUUCCAUAGGUAUAUGUGUGUGUGGGGGGAGGAUAUUUGCUUAUUUGUUUUAGUUUUUAAUUUAAUUUAAUUUUAUUUUUUUAAAUAUAGUAUGAGACAUUAAUAAUAAUAAUAAUAAUAUCGUGCUAUGUUGGUAUGAGUUCUGAAAUAUCUUUGAAAAAUUGCUUUUCUGUAAUUUUUGUACUUAAUGCUAUCAUUCACUCCGUAUAAAUGACAUUUUACAGUUUCGGCUUCAUGUAUAUCUUUGCUAGACAAACAGCAGCAGCAGCAACCAACAACAACAACACCACCUUAUUGCCUGCAUGUUCACCUGCUUCUCAACUAAUUAAAAAUUAAAAACCCAGAAACAGAAAAAAAAAAACAAAAAAACAA